Molecule: messenger RNA, 1176 nt
Organism: Stomoxys calcitrans (stable fly)
Lineage: Eukaryota; Metazoa; Arthropoda; Insecta; Diptera; Muscidae
Gene: cN-IIIB
Product: 7-methylguanosine phosphate-specific 5'-nucleotidase
Exons: 3
Coding region: 179-1105 (308 amino acids)
Cellular component (GO): cytoplasm
Molecular function (GO): 5'-nucleotidase activity; magnesium ion binding
Source: RefSeq, a predicted model, not a curated record
GGCCGGCUGAUUUGGAAAUGCUCGAAUCAUUAAAGCAGCUAUAAGUAAAUAGAUUAGGAAGUACAUAGAUAAAUAUUUGUUUCUCGUUGCUUAACGUCAAUUCAAAAUUUCAUUUACGCUGAAGCGCUCGCAGUUUGUUGCUGCGUUUCCUCAAGUUUUCGCUCGUCUUUCGAAAAGAAUGUUUCACAAUAAAAAUUCUACUGACGACGUCUUCAUCCGCUUGGAGGACGUGGAACCCCUUUGCAGCGAGAAUUGUAAAAUCAAAGAUCGAGUUUAUGUGGAGUCUAUUCUAAAUGAAUUUCUUAAGGGAGGAGCGGAUCGCCUGCAAUUUGUCACAGAUUUUGAUUUUACCAUCACAAAGCAGCGUACUUCGGAUGGCUCGCCCGUUUUGAGCAGUUUCGGCAUACUCAAUGCUUGCGAAUCGUUACCACAAAGUUUUAUUGAUGAAUCCAAAAAGUUGCACCAUAAAUACCGCCCCAUUGAAAUCGAUCCCCAUAUACCCGUUAAAGAAAAAGUCCAAAGUAUGAUUGAAUGGUGGACCAAAACAAGUGAAUUGUUGGUGGGGUUUCCGCUGGAGCAAGCUGAAAUUGAUGGCAUCGCCUACAAGUACAAAGACUCCCUUCGUGAUAAAUCGGAUGUUUUAUUUCACACUUUGGAUCGCUUGAAUAUACCUGUUUUGGUAUUUUCUGCUGGUUUGGGCAAUUCGGUUGUAUCACUUUUGCAACAAGCCAAUUUAAUGUAUCCCAACGUGAAUGUUGUUUCCAAUUUUCUGCAAUACAAGGACGGUGUACUUGACGGAUUUCAAAAACCUAUGAUACACACGUUUAAUAAAAAUGAGACCGCCUUGGAUAGUCACAAAUAUUAUGAUUUAGUUCAUAAUCGCGAUCAUAUUAUUGUUAUGGGAGAUUCCAUUGGAGACGCAGGCAUGGCAAAUGGAGUACCGGCUUCAUCGCACAUAAUUAAAAUUGGAUUUCUUUAUGAUCAUGCCGAAGAGAGUCUGGAGAAGUAUAUGAACGCCUUCGAUGUCGUUCUUAUUGACGAUCAAACAAUGGAUGUUCCUUUGGCUAUUUUGAAUGCUGUGGAGAAAUGCAAACAGCCCAAUUAAAAGCCCAACUCUGGCCUCGACUUUAAGAUUUAAAAUAAAUGUGACACUAAGAAGAGCCAUUGUGAAGCUAG